AUCGAUGUGCUGCUGUUCGGUAGCUGACUAGUGACGCCUUGCGGAUGGCAAAAUGGCUGCGCUUUAUUUUUCCCACAUCUCUAUAAUGUUAAAAUAUCUAAGGACGUAUUAAUUUAUUUCACAUGUCAACCGUUUAAAGUAUAGCAAUUACCUGUUUUUUUCCCCUUCCACCAAGGUGCCACCCGUAAACUACCCAGAAGAAGGACUCUAGGCCGUUGAGCUUCGGGCUUUAGGUAGUAGUCUGUGAAGUUUCAUCAGGUUGUUCCGUCAUCUGUGAGAAGUGCUUGAAUUUCCUGAGGUCCAUCUGCUCUGAGAGGCUGCUGCAGUGUGGCUGCCCACCUGCUGCACCGAAUCAACAAUGACGACCUCGCUAUAAUAGCUUUUUCAAAUGAAAAUGGAGGAUAUGUCGCUGUCAGGCCUGGAUAACACCAAGCUGGAGGCCUUGGCUCAUGACAUCUACUCAGAAUUGGUGGAGGAUGCCUGUUUGGGGCUGUGCUUUGAGGUGCAUCGCGCAGUCAAACAGGGCUACUUCUUCCUUGAUGAGACGGACCAAGAAAGUAUGAAGGAUUUUGAAAUUGUGGACCAGCCAGGGGUGGACAUAUUUGGUCAGGUGUACAACCAGUGGAAGAAUAAGGAGUGUGUGUGUCCUAACUGCAGCAGGAGUAUAGCAGCCUCACGCUUUGCUCCUCACCUGGAAAAGUGUCUGGGAAUGGGUCGCAACAGCAGUCGCAUCGCCAACCGCAGAAUAGCCAGCAGCAACAACACAAGCAAGUCCGAGAGUGACCAAGAGGACAAUGAUGACAUCAAUGACAAUGACUGGUCAUAUGGUUCAGAGAAGAAAUCCAAGAAGAGAAAGUCAGACAAGAAUCCAAAUUCUCCAAGAAGAUCCAAAUCCUUGAAGCAUAAAAAUGGAGAGCUCAGUGGUAGUGUGAAUCCAGACCUCUACAAGUAUAACUACAGUUCCGGGAUCAACUAUGAAACUCUAGGGCCAGAGGAGCUACGAUCACUUCUGGCUACGCAAUGUGGGGUUGUAUCAGAGCACACAAAGAAGAUGUGCACGCGGUCCCAGCGGUGUCCCCAGCACACGGACGAGCAGAGGAGGGCGGUCAGGGUCUUCCUCCUGGGGCCGUCCGCGUCAGCACUGCCAGAUCCGGAGUCAGCGUUGGAAAACGAUGGUUAUGACACUCCUGACGGACAACUCAUCAUGUCCCGCCUCCAGUGGGAUGGGUCAUCUGACAUCUCACCCUCAGACUCAGCCUCCUCAAAAGCCAGUACUAACAACUCAGACUCUAAGAGACCUAAGAAAAAGAAGAAGCCUGGCUCACUGCUUGUGAGUAGUGCAGGGGGAGGAGAGAGGGAAAAAGGAGGAGAGCGAGAGAGAGGAGAGAGGGAAAGAGUAAGUGGCAGUGGAGGAGGAGGAGGAGGCGGAGGAAGCAGUGGGAGUGGACUGAGUGGUGCCAGCAGCAGUUCCCAGAAUGCACUUGCUCUGUCAAAUCGUAAGAAAAGACCAAGACUGCCAGCUCCACCAGCUCCCCCAGCUCCCAGUAUUUAUGAUGACCUGAACUGAAAAAAGAACAGUCCUCACAAACUCAUCCAUAUCAAUGCUGGACAAGAGCGUUACACUCAUUUAUCUUUCUCAUUUCUUUUUCCACCAAUUUGUGCACAAGAGACCUUAAAACAGUAAGUAUGUUAUGUGCAGUUGAAUAUUGGGGUUUACAUUUGUGAUUCGCAUAAACGUGCCAUAGCAUGUUCAGACUACAGCGUGUGAAGUGUGUGAGCGCUGAGUGUAAGUUUGAGUGUGAAUCUUGGGUGUAAAGGUACAGUACUGUACAAAAGUCAGAGACCACCCUUCAUUUAAUUUCCAGUCAGAAUGGCCCUAAGUUCAAUUUUUAGAAUAUAUUUCUGAAGAUAUAAAAUAUUACACAAGGUGACUUCAUAAGGAAGAAGAAGGUCUAAGGAAAAUAAGUAAAAACAAGUUUCCAAAACUGUAUUUAAAAAAUUAUACAGAGAACAUGGGACCCCUAACAAGUGUGCAAGACCUGGUGGGCCACCAAACCUAUCCCCUAGUUCUUAAAGCUUUGAAAGAUGGACAAAUAUGAAUUGAAAAUCAAGCCCCAUUCUUCCUUCAGAUAUGAAAAAUUCAGCAGGUGUUCAUACGUCCACCUUGAGAAGAUAACUGCAUGCUAUCUGGUCUGAAAGGAUGUGUAGCCUUGACAGUGAGAAAAAGAAACGUGGAGAAAGAAGAAAGACACUGCUGAUGCUCUCAGACUGACCACCCCAGUCCAGACCUCAGCACUACUGAAUGAGUCUACAUGAAUCAGAAAAAAAAACUAUUUCUAAAACUGAACUUUGGAGGAAAAAAUCCUUGCAGAUUUCUUUGGAAAACUGAAAGCAAAUCUCUUGAAAAGAUUGGAAGCAAUAAUAAAUGCAGAGAUCGAACAAUAUUUGCUGAAUAUAUAUCUUCUGUUUUUUGUUCUCCUGACCUUUAAGAAUGUGUACUUAAUGGCCAUUUUUUUACUGGGAAUUAAAUAAGUGGUGGUCUCAGACUGUUGGACAGUGCUGUGUGUGUGUGUGUGUGUGUGUGUGUGUGUGUGUGUGUGUGUCUUGUUGAAUAAUGUUAAUAUGGUUUGAAUGCUUGUGCUUGUAAAAGUGCACAAUAAUGUUACUGCGACUUACUCUUUACUGUCAGUCAGAAUAAUGCUACUCCAGAAUGCUACUUUACACUUGCCUGUUUCUACUGCUUCCUGCUGAAUAAUGCUCCUUUGAUAAUCACUGUUACAGCUUCAGGCCAAAUUAUGUUUCUUUGAUAAACACUUUGUCAUUUUCUGCUGCCUCGUAGUAAAUAUUAUACAGUGUAAAUUACACUAUUUAGUCUAAAAUAUAAUGUUAGGAUUCUUUUUUUGUUUGUUUUUGCCUGCUUGUUUGUGGUCCUCCCUGCUAAGUAUUGCUCCCUUGGUGCAUGUUGUCUUGUUUAUGUCUGGUUUGUUGGUCUUCAAAGCACUUAUUACAUUUGGGGUCAGUUUCUCAGACAGUGGUUGAAAAGAGUAAUUCCACUGAUUUUUCAAAGUUUCAAAUUUCUGCAUAAUUCAUUGUGAUGUUUGAUGUGAACUGAUGAUCUGUAGAGAAACUUGCCAGGUCAGAUUUCUUCAUGUGGGAUGUAGUUUUCAGAGGCUUUAAUUAUGUGUUAGAUAUAUGGUUCCUAUUGCCACCACUGUGAACAGUUCUCUCUCAGGAAGUUUCUCUAGAAAAGAGCAUUUCAUAUCAAACCGCUUUAAAAGCCUGAUUACAUUUAAGUAUGAUUGCAUUAUGUUGAAAAUGAGAAAAAUCGAUGGAAUUCCCCUUUAAGCCUAGUUCUAGAAGUUCUAGUCCAGGACUACGCCUGUAUAAGAAACCGUUCCUCAGUGUUUUUACUCUUAGAUGUGAAUAUGAUAAAAGGCCUAACAGCGAAAUAAUGUGGUAGAGAAAUGGCACUUAAAAGCCUGUGAAGUGCAGGUGGGUAAUAUUGAUGAAAGAUGCACUCCCUAUGGAUCAAAUCCAGUCUAUACAAGUGGACUUCUAUUUUGUGUUAAUUUCCAUAUUUGUGAAUUUUGUGAACUGAUUUUAAGGCUGAGUGUUUGAAUGAAGCUGCAUUUGUGGUGGAGGGGAAAAAAAAGAUUCCACAGGUUCCUCAUCCCUACAUAUGAAGUACUGCGUAUGGAUAUGUUAUUUUCAAUGCUGGCAGUUCUAGCUCUGCUCUGAGUGUACAGUGGUAGCCUGUGUUCUAGUCUCAAUAAAGCCCAGCGUGUCUCAGGA
Molecule: messenger RNA, 3792 nt
Organism: Pygocentrus nattereri (red-bellied piranha)
Lineage: Eukaryota; Metazoa; Chordata; Actinopteri; Characiformes; Serrasalmidae
Gene: atxn7l3a
Product: ataxin 7-like 3
Exons: 14
Coding region: 389-1567 (392 amino acids)
Biological process (GO): positive regulation of DNA-templated transcription; regulation of transcription by RNA polymerase II
Cellular component (GO): SAGA complex; DUBm complex
Molecular function (GO): transcription coactivator activity
Source: RefSeq, a predicted model, not a curated record